Molecule: messenger RNA, 2917 nt
Organism: Pseudonaja textilis
Lineage: Eukaryota; Metazoa; Chordata; Lepidosauria; Squamata; Elapidae
Source: RefSeq, a predicted model, not a curated record
AACCUGCCAUGCUAAAUCAAUUUUAAUUUUUAAUCUUUUCUGUAGCAUUGGUGAAUUCUUUAUCGAUGGGGAUGAUUUUCUUCUGUUCUCCCAUUGUCAGUGUAUUUACCAACAUAUUUGGUUGUCGACAAGUAGCUGUAGUAGGAGCAGCUGUGGCUUUCGUUGGGCUCCUUUUAAGCUCCUUUGUACGCUCACUUGGACCUCUGUAUUUCACUUACGGAAUCUUGUUUGGCUGUGGCUGCUCAUUUAGCUAUCAACCAUCCCUGGUCAUUUUGGGACAGUAUUUCAAGAAGCGCCUGGGACUGGUGAAUGGCAUUGUUACCGCUGGGAGUAGUUUGUUUACUAUAACACUGCCUUUUGUUUUAGAUGAACUGAUCCGUUCUCUUGGCCUCUAUGGAACUUUUCGAAUCCUAUGCAUUUUUUUAUUUAUUCUCUUCCUGGCUGGCUUUACUUACAAACCUCUUAUGCCUAAUACCAAACAAAGUGAAAAAAGGAAGUUCAAAUUGCCUCCAGCGAAAGAAAUGUGUAAUUUUUCCAUUUUCAAAAUUCUGAGUUAUAGAAUCUGGGCUCUGGGUGUUCCAGCUGCUUUAUUUGGAUACUUCAUACCUUAUGUUCAUCUACUAAACCACGUGAAAGAACGUAUUGGUGAACAUGUUCCAGAUACAACACUUAUACUUUGUCUUGGCAUUACUUCAGGAAUCGGUCGGCUGGUCUUUGGCAGAAUUGCAGAUUAUGUUCCUGGUGCAAAAAAGGUUUAUCUACAGGUGAUAUCCUUUUUGUUAAUUGGCCUGAUGUCUAUGAUGAUCCCGUUAUGCAGAUCCUUUGAAGCUCUUAUUGUUGUCUGCCUUAUCAUGGGCCUUUUUGAUGGAUGCUUCAUUUGUAUCAUGGCACCAAUUGCUUUUGAGUUAGUUGGCGCAUAUCAUGUUUCCGAAGCAAUUGGAUUCCUCUUAGGCUUGAUGUCUAUACCAAUGACAGUUGGCCCACCUAUUGCAGGCAAGUUACGGGAUCACCUGGGCACCUAUGAUGUAGCAUUCUACCUAGCAGGAGUUCCACCUAUUAUUGGAGGAAUUAUAUUAUGUGCUAUUCCAUGGGUGCAUGAAAAGAGGAAACGCAAAGAACAAGCUACACCUGUGAAUGGAGAAACCACAGAAAAAAUGCUGGAACUCAAACCGCUCCCUAUAUCGGACUCAUAUGAGAAACCGAGCAAAGAAUUAGAAUCUGUUAUUUAAUAUUGCUAUGUUUUUCUACCAGAUUGAAUUUAUUUUUAUAAAAUUAGGUAGCUUUCUGUUUAUAAACUGUGUGUACCAUGAUCCUGGUUUUUGGCAAAGCUAUGGCAAGCAGUGUGGAAAUAAUAUCAAGAAAUCUUUUCAGCUGUUUUUGGUUGCCUUUACAAAAUACGUUUCCACUUUUAUAUGACCAAUGUUAUAACUGAAUAUAUGCUAGUGAAUGUGUAGGUUAGAGAUAUAUGAAUGUAUAUGUGGGAGUCAAGAUCUGUCCUGUCUUAUCAGCCUGAUUUCCUCCCAAUACCUUCACUUUUAUAAUCUGUCCAGCAGAGUGAUUCAGCUGGAAUUUUUAAUAGUAUCUAGUGGUUUUAAAACUAUUUCUGCUAAUUUUUAAAAGUUCCAGGCAUGUAGAUUCAGAGUUUUUUAAAUUGCGGCAAUUUUUUUACAAAAUGACACCUGCACUAUAGCGUGCUACCAAGUUGAAUAAUUUACAACGCCUCAUUGUGUGGUUUGCUUUUUGGUGAAGGUUUGGCCUUGUUUGAUUCAGUCCAUGGCAUAUUGCUUCUGAAGGGAAUAUAAGGUCCAGCUUAAUUCAAAUGCAUACCAAUACCUAACAUAACUUACAAUUGGAGCAUUUAGUUUUACAAUAUUGUUAUAUGCAGGAUAAAACAGAAUAUUAUUAUGCAAUACUGACACUUAUUAGUUUUCUGUAAAUUUUCUAUUGCUUAAAAUUUAACAGUUCCAUUCUGUAUUGCUACCUAUCUCAAUAUAGAUAGUACUAUAGUAAAGUUAGGGCUAUUUCAUACUGAAUAAUUCAAUUAAAGGCUUAAUUCAAUUUUUCAUGAAUAUAUGGGAAAGUAUGUGCUGAAACACAUGAAUGUUGUGUCAUUUAGUGCCUAGGAAAUAUAAUUCAAGCUAUAUUGUUAAUAAGCUUGUUUUGUUAAUAAGAUUUUUAAAUUACAGGUAGUCCUUAUCUUAUGGCCAUUACUGGGAUUGCAACUUUUGUUGCUAAGUGAAACAGUUAAUAGAUGAAUCAUGCCCAAUUUUAUGAUCUUUUUGCCAUGAUUGUUAAGUGAGUCACAUGGUCAUUAAGUAAAUCCGGCCUCACCCACUGACUUUGCUGGUUAGAAGUCCCCUAUGAAGGUUGUAAACGAUGAUCACGUGAACCAGGUCACUGUACCUAUCGUAAAUACAUGCCGGUUGGCAAACAUCUCAGUUUUAAUCUCUGUGGGGUUUCUACGAUGGCUGUAAAUGUAAGGACCAGUUUCAAUUCAUUUUUUUCAGUGCCUUUGUAACUUCAAGUAGUUGCUAAACAAAUGGUCAUAAGUCAAGGACUACCUGAACAUAUGUUAAGUACACUGACAUUAAUUUUUCAGUUAUAUUUGCAUGUUUUUAUUAUUGAUUCAGAGUUCAGCAAUUUUACAUGUGAAUUGUUUUCUCUGCUGUUUUAUUUUCAAAUCAAAAGAUAUAUUUAAUAUAGCAUUAAUUAUUCAAGUUUCAGUGGUGCCAUGCAUUUCUCUGGUCCUUCCUGUGCAUAGCAGUUAUUAAAAAUAACAAUCCUAUGGAUGAAGACCAAAUUCUGAUUCUAUCUUGCUCAGGUCCUGUGCUCUGCACCAACAGCAGAAACAAGCAAGAUAGAUACUGAGAAUGAUAUGGCAAUGCCCACAUGGGUUAUCUCUCAGUAUUUUGAAAUU